Molecule: messenger RNA, 2485 nt
Organism: Sardina pilchardus (European sardine)
Lineage: Eukaryota; Metazoa; Chordata; Actinopteri; Clupeiformes; Clupeidae
Gene: plpp3
Product: phospholipid phosphatase 3
Exons: 6
Coding region: 525-1466 (313 amino acids)
Biological process (GO): signal transduction; phospholipid metabolic process; phospholipid dephosphorylation
Cellular component (GO): plasma membrane
Molecular function (GO): phosphatidate phosphatase activity
Source: RefSeq, a predicted model, not a curated record
AACACCCUCAGCGCAGACCUCGAGGAAGGGGGCUGAGCCUUGCAGAUUGCUACGAGAAGCUGGAGUGCGAAGGGGGAGGAGAAGAACAGGGACUCAUAACACUGGGGUUGAGCUUCCACGACUCAGAACAUUACUCUCAAUUCAAGUCUCCAUCUGGGAAACGAGCGAGAGAACGAACUUUCAUUCAUUCAGACUCAAUUAAACAAAACAAGGCUGUUAGUAAACUCUGGAAACUACUGCCUCGCGUUGAUUUUUCUCCUACAACUUCGUGAAGACCAGUGGUUUAGAGAUUAUCUACCUUUUUCUAUCAACAUUGAUGACUUCUUCAGACAACGCUUCGUUGCUCUGUUGAUUCCAACUCUCUAAUACGUUCUCCUUCGGAUAGUUGGGAAUUUGUUCACCCAACUUAAUGACACUACUCUGUUGACAAGAGUAUUUAGGACAAAUAACUGACUGAUCAUCCAUCCUUUUGCCGCGUUUUGUGUGGACUGGGAUUUAAACGCAAGAAGAGGACUGGUUCUCCAAUGCAAAAUUACAUGUAUGAGAAGGCAAUGGCACAAGAGACAAGAAACGGCGGCACAUCCACAUUAAAUAACAACAACGGAGUCGACAACAGCAAGAGGAAACUUUUAAUACUGUUAGACAUAAUCUGCCUUCUGUUAGUGAUGCUGCCCACCCUCGUGCUGCACAAGACGUCGGCCGUGCCGCCGUACAAGCGCGGCUUCUACUGCUCGGACGACAGCAUCCGCUACGCGUUCAAAAGCAGCACGGUGCCCUCCUCCGUCCUGGUGGCGGUCGGGCUCCUGGUGCCCACUGUCUCCAUCAUCAUCGGCGAGUGCUACCGCAUCUACUACCUGAACGAGGGCUCCAAGUCCUUCAUCGGGAACCCCUACGUCUCCGCGCUCUACAAGCAGGUGGGGGUGUUCAUCUUCGGCUGCGCCGUUAGCCAGUCGUUCACGGACAUCGCCAAGGUGUCGGUGGGCCGCAUGAGGCCCCACUUCCUGGCGGUGUGCAAGCCCAACUACACGCUGAUUGACUGCUCGCUGGGGUACAUCACGGAUUACGAGUGCACGGGGAUCGAGAGCAAAGUACAGGAGGCCAGGAAAUCAUUCUUCUCAGGCCACGCCUCAUUUUCAAUGUUUACGAUGCUCUACCUGGCAUUCUACCUGCAGUCUCGUUUCACGUGGCGCGGCGCUCGUCUGCUGCGGCCGCUGCUGCAGUUCACGCUGCUCAUGAUGGCCUUCUACACCGGCCUGUCCCGCGUCUCCGACCACAAGCACCACCCCACCGACGUGCUGGCCGGCUUCAUCCAGGGGGCCGUGGUGGCUUACUGCAUAGUCUUCUACGUGUCUGACCUCUUCAAGCCCAAAGCGAAGGCCGCAACCCCACCGCCCUCCCCCAUCAAGAAGGAGCUGUUGCCGUCGGCGGACAUCAUAGAACGGAACAACCACCACAACAUGGUGUGAGGGAGGAAGGGGGAUAUGGAGCCCCCACCCGAAAACCCACCCCACCUGAACAGCCACCUGUGACGUGAUGAGCAGCCUCCACCCCGACCCCCACCCCCCGCACCCCCACCCUCCCCCACGAGCCGCUCAUUCUUCACACUUGACAGUAGAAUGUAGGGACGAGAGACAGAGACUUUUACUUUGACAUCGAGAACUCUUGUAUUAUAAUUAUUGUUAUUGUUAUUUGCAAUUUUUUACAUUUGAGCCCGUUAUUACUGAAAGAAUGAAAGCAACACAAAAAAUAACGAAGAGAAUAUCAAACAAAAAAAGCUAAACAAGACAAAUGAAUGAAAUGAAAUUACAUGAAUUUGAAGCGUGAACUGAAGGAAGGAGAAAUCCCCCCCUUAAAAGUGUGGAAUGUACUUUGAGGAACGGAUUCUUGAGUCAUGACUGCACAAGAAAGGGGGGAAUGGCUGAUAAAGAAGAAAAAUCUGAAUAGAUGGAUGGGUGGAUGGAUGGAUGGAUGAAUGAAAGAUAAAAACUAUGGAGAGUGAGGCUGUCCAUCUGGUCUCAGCCUCCUUCGGGGGCUCGACCCGAUUAACUUCUCUCACCUCUCCUCCAAGGCCUUUCAGUCAGUAUAGGACAACAAAUUCCUUCGCUCUAGGAAUGAUACUUUUUCCUGCAAUGUAACUAGCACAAAUAUAUUAACAAUAUAAAGAAAAGUAACUUAUAGCACUAUAUCCAAGUUUAUUGUCAAAAAUGUCACCACUCGCUACCCAGAAGGGUAGCCACACGAACGCUUGAUGAGAACGAUGAAUGAAAAGGACGCCCCUGAGGCAGGAGGCGUUCCCUCCACAGUGAACUCGCACACUGCCGCUGUCUCCUCACGGUGCAGGAGACCUGCCAACCAACGACGAUAAAUGACAAUUUAUCCCAUUGUAAGGAUACUCAUUUUAGCGAUUCAACUUUUAUCAGGCUGAAGAGAGCUACUCAGAUAGAGAUAGUUGCCCAGAUUUAAGGGACGAUGCAUUUUUUAAAAU